GUUUGUUAAUUGUUAGUUUAGUAAUAUCUGUAUUCUGUGCAAUCUCAGUGUCAGCGAUAAACUUAGUACCGGCAUUGUGAAAGUAUAUCACUAAGUUUAAUUAUUUAUUUGUUCGAUAACUCAAUAAGUUAGUUCGUGGAAUCGAAUGACAACAUAACAAUGAUGAUGUAGCCUAGGGUAGGCCUAAUGGUCUCAAAGCAUGGCUGAGUCAAACAAAUUUGCUGGAAACUUCCUAUCAUUGCUUGAUGAUUUCAAGGCAAAAAAGCCUGGAAACAAGAAUGAAGAGGUCAACAGUGAAAGAAAAAAGAGCAAUGCAAAUUCAAGCAGUAAAGAAACUCAUAACAACGACAAUAGUGAAAAUCUAGGCAAUGCUUCCAAAUUUAAAAGAAAAAAACAAAGAGACAAUAGAAGUCCUAAAGAUGGAUUUGUUGAAAAUCCAGCACUUAAAUCAGAAGAAAAUAUAUCUGAUCAAUUUUUUUCAAUGGUUGACAACAUUGAAAGUAAAAUGUCUCAAAAUACUAAGAACAAAAAGUUUAAGGAAAAGGACACAAGUUUGGUAGAUUCCGAUUCAAAAACUACUCCUAGAAAUCGAUCAGAUUUAAAUGAUAGAAACAAUGAUGGUAAGAAAAGUUUUGAUGAUUCCAAGAAAGAUGGGCAUAGUAGAGGAUGGAGGUCGAAUAUUAGUGAUAGCAAUAAUCAAGCCCAGAGAAGUAAUGAACGUGUCAAUAAAAGUAGAGAGCCAGAAACAUGGACAAAAAGAUCUAAUAAACCUAUGGGUUAUAAGUUUUUGGAAAGUUUGUUAGAUAAAGAAACAAGUUUUGUUUUAACCACUUUGGCAAGUCCAAGAUCUGGUUUUCAAGAACUAGUAAAUGAAACUCCAAUAAGACCUGACUUGUUGAUGUUAAUAAUCAAGGUUUUUGACAAAAUUAAUUACUCUGAAGCGCAGCAACUAAAAGUACAGAUAUUUUCAAAUACUUUUAGGCCUGAGUUUGUUGAUGAAUUGAAGAAGUUUUUUUCACAGAUUUGUAUUGAUGAUAACCGUACAAGACUAAUGGCCAUGAACACUUUCUUUGUAAAUGUUCUUAAUGUCUUAGACACCGUAGUAAAUCAUUUCCCCUCGCUCAUGAAUGAGAAAAUGAAAAGCACUUUAAACACGUUAAACCUUGCUAUGCUAAGUGUUAAAGAUGAACAUCAUAUUCAAGUCAGUGAAGAACUGUUUUCACAACUUAAAGAACUUACAAACCAGGUUAGUUCUUACAUUGAGCUUAGAACUAAAACUAGCAAAGAGCACCGCUACAAUGUAAAUAGAAAAGAAAUUCCACCACCCAACAAUUAUAGAGACAUUCCUUUAAUCCCAACAGAAGAGGAUUUAACGACAGAUGGAUACCUGCGACAGAACAUUGUCAGAGGAUCAUACAGAGAUGUGGACCACUACCUAGAUAUUCAGUUCAGACUAUUAAGAGAGGACUUUAUAGCUCCUUUAAGAGAAGGAAUUUUAGAGUAUGUAGUUAGUCUAAACACUCCUUCAGCAAAGCGCAGAUAUUCAAAUGUGCGAAUAUACCCCAAAGUUAAAUUUGAUAACCCCGUCACAUCUAGAGAUGUUUUUGGUUUCGACAUACAGUUUGACUGUGAUAAAAGAUUGCCUCGCAACAUAAACUGGGAAUAUAACAAAAGAUUCAUGCCUGGCUCAUUACUACUCUUGAGUGAUGAUAACUUUCAGACAUUCUACCUCGCAACUGUCGUCGAACGUAAGAUUGAUAAACUGCAAAAGGGGAAACUAUUUAUAACAUUUGUCCCAGGAACUGAUAUCCCGGAAUAUCUUGUCAAUCCCGGAGUGUUUUUUGUGAUGGCAGAAUCUGAAGUGUAUUACGAGGCUUACAAACAUGUAUUGUCUGCCCUUCAGCGAAUGAAUGAGAAGAAUUUCCCAAUGAAGCAGUAUAUUGUAGACGUUGAUACAACUUGUUUCCCUCCAGCACAUCUGGUUGAUAACUCUGUUUACAAGAUUUCUAAAUUCGAUGUAAAUCUGCUUGAUGACAAAAGUUGGCCAUCCCCAGAAGACUUGAAUCUAAACCUGUCUCAACAUCAAGCUUUGAAAUCCGCUUUGACAAAUGACUUUGUCGUUAUUCAAGGACCCCCAGGCACCGGCAAAACCUUUCUUGCUCUCAAGAUAACAGAGAUCCUUUUGAAAAAUCAAGUUUCAUUCAACACUCCGAUUGUAGUCAUAUGUUAUACAAACCAUGCAUUGGAUCAGUUCCUCGAGGGAAUCUUGAAAUACACAAAAAAUUUAAUAAGGAUUGGAAUGCAGUCACAGAACGAGACUUUACAGCUGUACAACCUAGAAGAAGUGAGAAAGAAAAUGAAAGAAGCUAGGAAUACAAAUUAUUCAGCUCUCUUCAGAGAAACAAUGGAUCAGAAACGUGGGUAUCAGUACAAAUUGCAAGCAAUAAAAGAUAACAUUGAGCAACUCUCAAAUCCAGUGGGCAUUUUGGACAUACAUGUACUGCGCUCAGUAAUAACCCCUCUGCAGUAUAAUCUACUUUCAGAGGAUCCCAAUGUUUUGUUAAGUUGGCUGUUUUGCUAUGACGAUCCAGAGUUUCAAACCAAGGAAAGAAAUGAAGGAUCCAACAUCUUAGAUGAAAUACUGAACGAGAAUGACAAACCAAAAAAGGAGCUUGACAGAACUAAUUUUUUAGAAGAAGCUACAAAUGUAACAUAUAAUCCUGAAGAAGAGCUCGAAGAAUUUGAUGAAGAAGAGAACGCUAAACGCCUAGCUGAUAUGAAAGAAGAUGACUUCUACGAAGAAGAUUUCUUUGAUGAAAACUACGACAGUGAAUUAUCAUACAGUUUAUCUUUUGAUGCCAUUAAUGCUAAGAUAAACCAAAUUAGAAAUGAUUUUGCAAACAGAGAAUAUGAAUCCCAGGAUGCUAAAUAUUACUAUAAUCAACAAUGCAAACAGCAAAUUGAUGAAAUGAAUUGGCAAGCACAAGUCAUGCAUGAAAGGUUUGAAAGAUGUAGAGGUUAUGUAUUCAAUCCCGAUAGAUUUCAGUUGUUUCAAAAUGUUGGCAAUUUGUGGGAUAUAGAUGCAAAUGACCGAUGGGAAUACUAUAUAACAUGGGUUUAUUUAUACAUGUGUCAACUAAAGCAAGUUGUUCAACAUUACACCAAAAUUUACCAAGACAUAAUCAUGAGACUACACGAGUUGCGGCAGUUGGAAGAUGUGAGAUUUGUACAGACCGCUUCUGUGGUAGGCCUCACCACCAGUGGGGCAGCAAAGCGCCGAGUGCUUUUGGAAAAUUUAGGCACCAGAAUCGUGAUAGUGGAGGAAGCCGCAGAGGUGUUGGAAGCGCAUAUAGUCACAUCUCUUGCCCCAAGUGUCCAACAUGUCAUACUGAUUGGUGACCACAAACAACUGAAACCCAACCCAGCUGUUUUCAAACUGGCUAAAAAGUACAACAUGGACUGUUCCUUGUUUGAGCGGAUGUUGAACAACGGGUUGGGUUGUUCUGUUUUGAACGAACAGCAUCGGAUGAGGCCAGAGAUUGCGUCACUCAUCUCCCCCACCAUCUACCCCCAACUGGCCAAUCAUCCCUCAACACUAAACCGUUCAAAGGUCAGAGGCAUCGACAAGUUUGUCUUCUUCCUCACCCACGACAAGCCGGAAGAUCAGUUGCCAGACUCGUCCAGUAAGCAGAACACGCACGAGGCAGACAUUUUGAUGGAGUUGUGCAAAUAUUUGCUGCUGAAUGACUAUAAGCCUGAAGAGAUAACCAUACUAGCGACAUACACCGGCCAGGUGUGGUAUAUGCGCAAGAAAAAGAAAGAGAUGGGGCUCACUCUGCCAGACAUGAAGGCUGUUAGGAUCACCCCGGUUGACAACUACCAAGGAGAGGAGAACAGAAUCAUUCUGCUGUCCCUGGUGCGCAGCAACAGGGAGAACAAGAUCGGCUUCUUGAGCACAGAGAACCGAGUGUGUGUGGCUCUGUCUAGAGCCAAGGAGGGUCUGUACGUGGUGGGAAACAUGGACAACUUGACAAACAGCAGCAGUAUCUGGCCAAAGAUCAAGCAAACGCUGGAGUCCAUCAAUGCCUUUGGUCAAAGACUGUUGCUGCGGUGUGAGAGGCAUCCAGAGCAACUGACUGAGGUAUCCCAUGCCAAUGACUUCAAGGCAGUGCCGGACGGUGGCUGUAGGCUCAAAUGCAACUCUGUUCUCCCCAACUGCGGUCACAUCUGUCCUCGGAUUUGUCACAUCAUCGACAAGGACCACUGCCUGUACAAGUGUCAACAGAAAUGUGAAAGACCUCCGUGUGACGUGGAAGGACACAAGUGUCCUUUGAAGUGUUGGAGGAACUGUGAACCUUGCAUUAUAUCUGUGGAAAAACUGCUGCCUUGUGGCCACACAGCCACUCUCGCAUGCCAUCAGGAACCGGCAAAUCACAAGUGCCUGGAGAUAGUGCCUGCCAUACAUCCGGCAUGUAACCAUGAAAUAACCAAAUUCUGCUACUUGGACGUAAACCACUGCAGGUGUACCAAUAACUGCUCAUUCAGGCUGCCGUGUGGUCAUGCCUGCAACCGCAAUUGCCAUGUCAACGAUGACCCCGAUCACCUACAGUACAAUUGUUUCAAGGAUUGUGCCAAAGAGUUUACUGGCUGUGCCAAAAAGUUGCACAAGUGCAAGAAGCGAUGUUACGAGGAUUGUGGAGAUUGCUUAGUGCUGAUGCCUACAACACUACCUUGCGGACAUCACUAUGAGAUACCCUGCAGCUCUGACCCGAAUACCUUCCAAUGUAAAAGACAUUGUAAAAGAACCAUGACAUGCGGUCACAAGUGUAAAGCGCUCUGCUGGGUGGAGUGUGACCCCAAUCAUUGUAAUGAAUUGGUCGAUAAAUUGGCUCCCUGUGGACACAUCAUGACUAAGAUUAAGUGCAACGAAGGUACGGACAAACGGGUGUGCAAAGAAAAUUGUCAACGCAAACUUAGUUGUGGUCACCCGUGUCCUGACAAAUGUUUCAAAGAUUGUAAGAAGGUGAGAUGCAAUAAGGAGGUGGAUAGUCCAGUGAAACCUCGAUGUGGACAUUCUGACAUCAAAAUACCCUGUUUUCUCGCUCAAUCAGGCCUGAAUGGAGGUAGUGACGAGCUGCUGGAGUUGUGUGAACACCCGUGUGGGAAGCUCAUGAGAUGCGGCCACACCUGUGAGGGAACAUGUGGUGCCUGUCUGCAAGGAAGACUGCAUGUGCCUUGCGACAAGCCAUGCAACAAGACGUUGAUUUGUGGCCAUAAGUGUGGGAGCACAUGCAGUGUACUGUGUCCUCCUUGUAAAACAAGAUGUCCAAUUCAAUGUUCACAUAAAAAAUGCUUUGAUCCGCAAGAUAAAAAGAAAAAACAACAUUGGUGUAGUCAACCUUGCCCUGAGUAUUGUAAUAAACGUUGUGAGUGGAAGUGUGAGCACCUAGAGUGUAAGAGGAGAUGUUGGGAAAUGUGUGACCGGCUUCCAUGUCUUGCGCCGUGCCCUCGCAUGUUGGACUGUGAUCACCCUUGUAUGGGCUACUGUGGCGAACCUUGUCCACCUACAUGUGCAGUCUGUGAUCCAAACAUUCUUGUGGCAAACUCUAUCGGAGACAGGUAUGUGGUGCUACAAGACUGCAAGCAUGUUGUCCUGAGCUGUGUAAUGGACAAGAUGAUAAUUGACACCAAAAACGAUGUAAUCUCCAUGCAUCAACUUGUAUGUCCACAUGAGGGUUGUUUAAAACCCAUCGUCAACACAAUGCGCUACAGAAAUGUCUACUUAAAUUUCCGCAAGCAGGUAUUAAAGAUUGAAGAGACAGUAGCGACUAAUGAGACUAUCAGAUUAAAGAAGCUGUACGCUCUUCAAACCAGCCUUCUUGGAUCAGACCCCACUUACAAUGUCACGAUGAAUGUGGUGAUGAAAAUGUGCAGCCAUCCUUUCAAGGGAAACAGAGGACAAGGGAUGGAUCAGAAGGACAUGGGAAGGCUGAUUGUUGGGGUGCUGCUACAACCCUUGGCUGUCAGGUGUAAGGAUCUGAGCCGAUAUAGAUAUGAAAUAACAACUGAAUAUGGGGAGAGAUUGAAACUUCGCCUUGGGUACUUGGCAACUGCUCUGAUUAAGAGAAUGGACCAGAUCAGUUAUGAAGCGAUUCUGCAAAUUGAACUAGUGAUUGCCAAUAUCCUUCAAUUAGCUUCAGAGGAUUCAUUAAUUCCACCCACUACUUUAUCGUGGUUUGAUGUGGAGCCGUGGACUUGGGAAAAGGAUACACAGUAUAAUCAACGGAAGCCUAUCCGUGACAAGCCUAUUUCUUCUUCUCAUCUAUCCGUGACUCUGAUAACCAGGGAUGGAAACAAGAAGUGGUUUGAGUGUGUCAAAGGACAUAUGUAUGUGGCUGAAAACACAGAAGUGUGCGACUUCUGUAAGAUUGAGGAGGAGGAGGAACAGCGGUUAAAGGAGGAGCAACAGCGGUUAAAGGAGGAGCGGAAGAAAGAAGAAGCUGUAAAAAAUGCUAAGAAACAACCAAGAAAUGAACCUAAAAAUUGGAAAGAAAGAGAAAGACAAGGUCCACAUGUAACCGACUGGCGAAGGGGAGGCAGAGGAGGAAGGGGUGGGGGAAGAGGUGGGGGUAGAGGAAACCGAGGAAAUCCCAGAGGGGGGAAUAGGGGAUACCUAGUCUAGCAUACUUCCCCACAUGGCUUUAGCUCUUAAGUGUUUGCGGAGUAAUCCAAACUAAACACUGAUAGUUAGAGAAACUUUGAUACCAAUGGGUUUAAGUUUGUAUUUUGAUAAUUUAAUAGAAAAUAAGAGGGUUUAACUGUUCUUUCAAUUUUGAUCUUGUAUUGCACUUUGUAUUGUUAUCGUGCUUGGUUAUGAGUAAUUUGUAAUUGAGCACUUAUUGUGAUAUUGAUUGUAGGUAGCUAUAAGUUAAGGUAAAAUAUCCAAAGAUUUGUUGGUAUAUUCAUAUUGCUAUCUGGUUUGUGAUAUGUAUAAACAUUUGUGCAAUAAGUCUGACAACCAUGAUGGUUUAUAUGAACAAUGGCUCUCUUACAGUGAGUGCCAAGAAUGUCAUGCUUGUGGGGGGGGGGGGGGGGGCAUUAUUGUAGGCCUAUUGAGGUGUUGUGAUCACAAAUCCAACUUAGUUGGUUCUGAUUGUACCCUCUUAAUUUUGAGUUAGCUGUAAUGUUUCUACUUCAUCUUAGUUGGCAUUUAGUUGAUAUAAUUUGGUAACAUAUGACCAUAAAAAGUAUUGAAUUUCAAUUCAUAAAUAAAACAAAUUACUGUAUAUCUAAUUAUAUUUUAUCUGUAGUAAACAUUUCAUUUAUUUUUUUGUUUCAUUUUUAAUUUCAUUUCACUUAUUCGUUACUAAGUUCCUAAAGUUUAUGCAAACACUGUGCCAAAAAUGUGCCUUUCAAAGUAUCAUGUAAUAUUAUUAUAUAGUAAUAUUUUAUAAAGGAAUAUUUGUAGUUAAUUCCAUUUUUAAUGUUUAUGAAUAAAGUUUCUUGUUCUCUUAA
This is a messenger RNA of Macrosteles quadrilineatus (aster leafhopper), 7515 nucleotides long. RefSeq names its product NFX1-type zinc finger-containing protein 1-like. Gene Ontology annotation, biological process: regulatory ncRNA-mediated heterochromatin formation. NCBI's taxonomy places the organism in Eukaryota, Metazoa, Arthropoda, Insecta, Hemiptera, Cicadellidae. Gene Ontology annotation, molecular function: zinc ion binding; helicase activity. Bases 200 to 6682 code for a protein of 2160 amino acids. Gene Ontology annotation, cellular component: nucleus; nuclear RNA-directed RNA polymerase complex. The transcript has 19 exons. The record is from RefSeq and is a predicted model, not a curated record.